AUGGAAGCGGCAGCAAAACGCUUCUUUUCAUCCCCAUACUUUGCCGUAGUCGGCGCGAGUCAAGAUAAGAGCAAGUUCGGCUAUCGGAUACUGGCAUGGUAUCAUGUCCACUCACUUCCUGUGAUACCGAUCAACCCUGGUCGGCCGUCAAUAGCACUGCCAUCCAAGACGUACGACACUGUGCCGUCGGUCUCGGCUCUUCCGGACCCAGCCACGACAGCCUUAUCUUUUCUCACUCCCCCGGCUGUCACGAGGAAAGUGUUGGAAGAGGCUAAAUCCGCCGGAGUUGGUGCGGUGUGGUUGCAACCAGGGAGCUUUGACGACGAAGACUUGAAAUUCGCCAAAGAGAAUUUCGAGUCUGCUGUAGGAGGAUUUGAGUCUGGCACUGUUGGCGGAGAGGGAUGGUGUGUCCUUGUUGACGGCGAGGAGUCACUCAGAGCAGCAGGUAAAGAAAUUGUCAGGCAAAAGCUAUAG
Molecule: messenger RNA, 474 nt
Organism: Exophiala spinifera
Lineage: Eukaryota; Fungi; Ascomycota; Eurotiomycetes; Chaetothyriales; Herpotrichiellaceae
Exons: 2
Coding region: 1-474 (157 amino acids)
Source: RefSeq, a predicted model, not a curated record